GGGAGCCGCGGCGCUGGCCCCGGCCCUGGUCCUGCUGGUGCUGGCGGCCGCCGCCGGCCCCGCCGCCGCCUCCUGGGACCUGCGGGCGCUGCGCUGCGGCUUCUCGGACGACUGCGAGUGCGGCUUCGGGCCCGACCUGCGCGGAAAGCCUGAAGCACUGGAUCCAAGGGAACCUGACGCGCUGUGGACGCUCAGCCUUCCUCUUUGACGAGAUGGACAAGAUGCACCCAGGCUUAAUCGAUGUGAUCCUGCCCUUCCUGGGACCCUCGUGGGUUGUGUAUGGGACCAACUACCGCAAAGCCAUCUUCAUCUUCAUAAGCAACGCAGGAGGGGAGCAGAUCAAUGCAAUGACGCUGGACCUGUGGCGAGCCCGCAAGGACCGGGAGGAGAUCAGCCUGCAGGACCUGGAGCCGGCCAUCUCCAGAGCCGUGUUUGACAACCCUCACAGUGGAUUCUGGAAAUCUGGGAUCAUCAAUGAAAGUCUCAUUGAUUUUGUUGUGCCCUUCCUCCCACUGAAGCACCACCACGUGAAGCAGUGCGUGGUCAGUGAACUGGUGCAGCAAGGCCUCGAAGUGCGCCCGGGUGUUGUGCAGGAGGUGGCUGACAGCAUUCCCUACUUCCCAGAGGAGGAGAAAAUAUUCUCAUCGACAGGCUGCAAAACAGUGGCCUCUCGGAUCAGCUUCUUCUUGUGAUCUUUUUCUGGUGAUCUUCCUCAGAUCCAUAGGGAAUGGCUGUGGAGCUGCAAAGCAGCAGAGCCCGGGGCUGGUGGGAUGAGCAAUGGGAGCUCCAUGUUCCCUCCUGACAUUCUCCUCCCAAACUCAUCCCUCCAGCCCCUCAGGAUGCAGCUGUGGGACCAAGUGCAAGUGAUGUGAUUUAAAGCACUUUACUGGUGUACCCUUGCCCAGGUGAGGGUGGAUCCAUCACCCAAGACAUCUGUGACAACAAGGGGAUGAUGCUAAGAGGGUCUGCAGUGUCAGGGAGGUUUGUCCCCCUGCCAGCAGCACCCACUUGCAGCUCUCCCCUCUCCUGGCAGCUAUUGAUGCCCAGCACAGCAAGAUUCUGAGCCCAUGGAAGAGUAUCUCUUUCCUACAGCAUUUUAACAGGGUUUAAAACCCUCUUAAGGGUGGCUGUGCCUCAGCUCCUUGGUACAACGUGACAGAGCUGACUCCUGCAGCACUGCCUGUGAACACCUUCAGCAUUGCAGCAACGGUUUCUCGUCAAGGAAGCUUUAGAGCCAGCUUCUUUCCAGCUUUCUUUCACUGUGAAUGGUGCUGGUAGGGACCAGCUUCACCAUCAACAAGCAUGAGGGUGGAUGUGGGAGAUGGCAACACCCCCUUGUCCAUCUUUCCUCUAAGGUGCAACAGUUUUCCCUGCAGCAAAGCAGGACAACAACAACAAAGACUUCUCACUUGCUUUACCAGCUAUGGAAACUUCAGUCCUACCUCCAGGGAAGCCCAUGGUGCCAGUAAAGGCUUUGAAAAUCA
Molecule: messenger RNA, 1484 nt
Organism: Neopsephotus bourkii (Bourke's parrot)
Lineage: Eukaryota; Metazoa; Chordata; Aves; Psittaciformes; Psittacidae
Gene: TOR2A
Product: torsin family 2 member A
Exons: 4
Coding region: 213-692 (159 amino acids)
Cellular component (GO): endoplasmic reticulum lumen; nuclear envelope
Molecular function (GO): ATP hydrolysis activity; ATP binding
Source: RefSeq, a predicted model, not a curated record